This is a messenger RNA of Cariama cristata (Red-legged seriema), 837 nucleotides long. RefSeq names its product chromosome unknown open reading frame, human C12orf50 (gene ZC3H11D). The record is from RefSeq and is a predicted model, not a curated record. The transcript is spliced from 8 exons. The annotation marks the transcript as partial. NCBI's taxonomy places the organism in Eukaryota, Metazoa, Chordata, Aves, Cariamiformes, Cariamidae.
AUGGCCACAGCUGGGAAUGCCUGGUGCUUCCAUUCCCAUUCCCCCGAUGCACAGUAUCUGAAAACUUUUCUCCUGCAGCAGUACAGCAUCCUCUCCUGUUCCUGGGAAUCACAACCCAUAGGCUGUGUAAGGAUCACUUGUGCCUGCCAUCAUAGCAAACCUUGUCAUAUAAAUGGACUUUUUUUGCCAUUGAGUCCUGGUAGACAGCUGGAACCUGGAACAGAGGAAGAGUCCAGGGCAGGGGACCAAGACAAAUUUAUUCUUAAUCAAGAGAAUGUUUUACCACCAAUUCACCCUCCACUGAUUAUAAACCUCAACAACGAAGAGGAUGAACAGAACGAUGACGAGGAAGAGAACUGUAUUCCUAGUUGGGUGCCUAAGACUGCUGCAGAUAUUGAAGAAGAAAGAGCAAUAAAGGAAAUACAGUAUAAAUCUGGAGAGUAUUACGGGAUUCAGUACCCUCACGAACACCCAUCAAGAAAAAGUGUAUCUUCACCUCAGGAAAAUGAGCUAUUACCCUUGGAAGCUACCAAACAACACCUGCAGAAAGACAAACCCCAAGUAAAACCAAGUUACCGACAAAGGGGUCAAAGGAAAGAUGAUGAAACUGCUUCUUCUAUUCCUUCUGUGAGAGAAACUGGAAGAAAGACGUGUUUCUAUUCUCUAGAACCUCAAAGAUCAGCAUAUGUAGUAUACUGUACUGCCACCAUCACUCAAGAAUCAAAGCUUAAUGUUUUUUCUAUGGACAAACGUACUUCAGGAUCUUAUAAUGCACCAACUGGGAGGUAAAGAAAUCCACAUGCAAAAACGUUCUCAAAGUUUAAAACCACUACUCAG